Molecule: messenger RNA, 2119 nt
Organism: Octopus bimaculoides (California two-spot octopus)
Lineage: Eukaryota; Metazoa; Mollusca; Cephalopoda; Octopoda; Octopodidae
Biological process (GO): regulation of DNA-templated transcription
Cellular component (GO): nucleus
Source: RefSeq, a predicted model, not a curated record
CUCUCUCUCUCUCUCUCUCUGAGUGCAACAUCCCUCCAUCUAACACAUUCUUUCCUCUGCAGCAGCACCAAUUUCUUUGCUUUGCUUCAAUAUAAUUAGUAACUCAGUAACUCAUAAAACAAACAAACAAACAAAAACUUUUCCCUUCGUUCUCUUUUACAUAUAUUUUCAUCGGAACAAACACUUCCAUUUCUCAUUCUCUCUCUCUCUCUCUCUCACUCUCUCUCUCUCUCUCUCUCUCUCUUUCGUUCUCUCUUUCUCUCACUCAAUCUUUCAUUUUCGUUAUCUACCUCUAACUCUCCCCUUCUCUCUCUUUCUGUCUCUCUCUGUCUGUCCCUCUCUCUUACUCUCUCUCAAAUCUAUCUGUCGUCUGCUCCAGACAGAAAGAAAGAAAAAACAAAAAAUGUUAGCAGAAGCUAGCUGUGAAAAUAAGGUGCAACUAAACGCAUCAUCUCGAAUCUCACCAUAAUGUCAUGUGUGGAUGUCAUGUAUCAACUCUACCCUUCCUAUCUCUCCUAUAAAGGGGCUAAUUCAGAUGACACAACGGCUGCAUCUAUUGCAACCGCUGCUGCAGUUGCAGCGGUUGCCGCCUCCAACAACACUAGCGGUGCACAGAAAUAUGCUAUUCCAUCUAUGUACGACGUCAGCAGUCCUGGACAUUACAUUCACCAAGGGUCAAGCUCAGUUACGAAGAGUGACGAGGAGUUCGAAAAAGGUGACCAAUCGAAAGGAAGUGUACAAUAUCUCAAUCCCAACUGUGUUCUUCUAACUUACUUUACGGGAGAAACGUCGGUUGUUGUAGACGAACAUUUUACUAGGUCCCUCAAUCAAGUUAGCAGUUAUCAACCACCAGACAGAUCUGCCAGUAAAACAUCAUUCUCGCGACCAGAUGUACCACUUAUGUGUCAUCGGAAGUUUCCAGCCUCGUUUUGGGAUAGUGCAUACCAAAGUUCGACGAGCAGUCUUCCACACAGUUUCCAUUUUCCAUCAGAUGCUUAUUUGAAUUCAUCCCUUUAUGCAAUGUCGGGUUUCCAUAAAACAUGGCCUUACUCACUUGCAUCACAGACUCACAGCUACGCUCCGCAACCAGCUCACACCUUUUCUUAUUCACCAAUGGAAACCGCCGCCAGCCGAUAUAGUCCGCACUAUACACCUUUUAUGAUGCAGUCUCCAGCCCAAAUGAGCAGUCGGAUUGAGUCGAGACAUGGACAGUACGACGUCGGGAAAUCGAGUGACCCAUUUAGUUCAGCAUAUUAUCCAGUACCUCGUUUAAGCGGAGAGAUGGGUUCCAGUUUCAAUCUUGAAUCGAGCGGUUUAGUUUCAGGAAUAGAAGUACCAGUUCAACAAACAAAAAAGGAAUUUUAUUGGUGACGGUAGGUUGAUGGUGGAUCAACUUCCUCCUGAUAUUCGAAAGCGUUAGAAAACCCAGUUUUGGAGCAAAGUGUUAUGAGCCGGGACUAGCAUGCCAUACCGUUCGCCCGAUACAUGAUUGGGCUGGCACUUCGGCGGUGGAGAUUUACUACAUUGUUUCACACUAUACCCUCUGAUCUACAGAUCAUAUCAAAUGACCAAGCAAUCAUAUCAACCGAUCGAUUAUCAUCGAUCAGACUGAUUAUGCCGACAGAAAAAUCGAACAUCCAAUCAGCAACUAAAACAUGGUAAUUUCCGCUUGGAAGAUCCAAUAACCGUUACGUUAUGAAUGUGCGGAAAGAAACCACUGAAAUGUGUAAUCCAGGGAUUUUUUCAUUUGGAUAUUUGUUCUGUCAGAUAAAAAAAGUUGGCUUUAAACCACUACCAGUAGCAAUGGAAGCAACUGCUAUAUCCUGAUGGGUUGCGUGACGUAAAUAUUCCAGACUAUUUGUAACUAAGGCAAUUUGUUGUGAUGUUGACAACACCACCAAUCUCGAUAUCUUUUGGACUUGACAUGGAGAUAUACUGAGAUUUGAAUCCAAACAAAACAUACUCAUAUAUCAUACAUACACUCUGUGAUCUAGAAGCACAGAAAAACCAUGACAAAGUAAUAUAAAAAAAUAUAUUAAAAAUCAGUCAAAUGUAUAUUUAGAACGAUUUUAAAUUUGCACUUUUGUGAAUCCCUUAAUAAAACAAUUUAUCACAACAA